ACUCCGUCCCGUUCCCCUCCCUCCAGGGACGCCAAGGCCUGUGUGAUCCACGGCUCGGACCUGAAGGAGAUGGAAGAGGAGGAGCUGGACCAGAUCCUGGCCAACCACACGGAGAUUGUCUUCGCUCGCACGUCACCACAGCAGAAGCUCAUUAUCGUGGAGGGCUGCCAGAGGCAGGGCGCCAUCGUGGCCGUGACGGGAGACGGGGUCAACGACUCGCCCGCCCUGAAGAAGGCCGACAUCGGUGUCGCCAUGGGCAUCUCGGGCUCCGAUGUCUCCAAGCAGGCGGCGGACAUGAUCCUGUUGGACGACAACUUCGCCUCCAUUGUGACCGGCGUGGAAGAGGGACGACUGAUCUUCGACAACCUGAAGAAGUCCAUCGCCUACACCCUGACCAGCAACAUCCCCGAGAUCACCCCCUUCCUGCUGUUCAUCGUGGCCAACAUCCCCCUGCCACUGGGCACCGUCACCAUCCUCUGCAUUGACCUGGGCACGGACAUGGUCCCUGCAAUCUCCUUGGCCUACGAGGCAGCGGAGAGCGACAUCAUGAAGAGACAACCUCGAAACCCCAAAACUGACAAACUGGUCAACGAGAAGCUCAUCAGCAUGGCGUACGGACAGAUUGGGAUGAUCCAGGCGCUGGGCGGUUUCUUCACCUACUUCGUGAUCCUGGCGGAGAACGGCUUCCUGCCCUCGCGCCUCCUCAACCUGCGGCUGGACUGGGACGACCGCUCCCGCAACGACCUGGAGGACAGUUACGGACAGGAGUGGACCUACGAGCAGCGGAAGAUCGUCGAGUUCACCUGCCACACGGCCUUCUUCGCCAGCAUCGUGGUGGUCCAGUGGGCCGACCUCCUCAUCUGCAAGACCAGGAGGAACUCCAUCUUCCAACAGGGCAUGAAGAACAAGAUCCUGAUCUUCGGCCUCUUCGAGGAGACGGCCCUGGCUGCGUUCCUCUCCUACUGCCCAGGAAUGGACGUCGCCCUGCGCAUGUACCCGCUGAAGCUCCCCUGGUGGUUCUGCGCCUUCCCCUACAGCCUCCUCAUCUUCAUCUACGACGAGGUCAGGAAGUUCAUUCUGCGCCGACACCCCGGCGGCUGGGUGGAGCGGGAGACGUACUACUGAGCGCCCUGCCCCGACCCCCACCCCUGCCCCCGCGUAGAGCGGCAUGCAAGCAGAGGCAGAGGCCGCCGGCUGACAUCCAACCUCCGCACUACCCCUACCGUUCCCUCCCACCAUCGCAGCUCCUCUGCCCCCUCCCUCCCCCUUUCCCACCACCUGUGCUCCUCUCACCCUGUGCUCCCUCCCUCUCCCCCCUCCAUCCAUGCACUAGUUCUCUCCUCCUCAUCCAUCUGUAGACCCUCCUUCCGCCCCACUCCCCUUCCUCCCCCACCACUGGGAGGCUGCACAGCGACGGCAAACUGCUUCCAGCCCCUGCAGCGAUUGGAAAUAAAAUCAUUUGUUGAUGUAG
Molecule: messenger RNA, 1471 nt
Organism: Pristis pectinata (smalltooth sawfish)
Lineage: Eukaryota; Metazoa; Chordata; Chondrichthyes; Rhinopristiformes; Pristidae
Product: sodium/potassium-transporting ATPase subunit alpha-2-like
Exons: 9
Biological process (GO): intracellular potassium ion homeostasis; intracellular sodium ion homeostasis; potassium ion import across plasma membrane
Cellular component (GO): membrane
Molecular function (GO): ATP hydrolysis activity; ATP binding; P-type sodium:potassium-exchanging transporter activity
Source: RefSeq, a predicted model, not a curated record